Messenger RNA from Ziziphus jujuba (common jujube), 2237 nucleotides. Its product is annotated as probable polygalacturonase. The record is from RefSeq and is a predicted model, not a curated record. Gene Ontology annotation, biological process: carbohydrate metabolic process. The transcript is spliced from 5 exons. The coding region runs from base 517 to 1995 and encodes 492 amino acids. NCBI's taxonomy places the organism in Eukaryota, Viridiplantae, Streptophyta, Magnoliopsida, Rosales, Rhamnaceae. Gene Ontology annotation, molecular function: polygalacturonase activity.
AAAAGGCAAGUUUUUAUAUUCACACAUGGCAGAACCUGAGAGGCAGGUAGCACGAAAUCUAUGGAAGACCGGCUGUUACUGUGAUGCGGGUACUCCAUCAGUGUCCAGUUCCAAAGUUCCCAAGUCCGAACCAUUCUCUCUCUUUGCGUCCACGUCUCAACCUUAAUAUGCCGCCAAAUCCAAACCUCGACGAGCCUUACCUUCAAAUUUACUCCACAAAUUUUUCGAAACCCAAAUCUACCCAACUUUGAUCACCAACAUUUCACCCAAUUUUGAUCACCAUGUUCCUUCUCCUUCACACCCUCUUCUUCCAAAACCCGCUAUUCAAUCUGUAGAUCUCACCCAUUUCAUUCUCUGAAGCGAAAGAACCAAGACUCAAACAAAUCCAUGCUAUCAAACUCAAGCAUACUCUCUCUCACUCACUUGGUCUCCAUUUUCGUGCUCUGUUUCAUUGAUUGAAUCAAAAUUGGCUGAAGCGCCACUAGUUUCUGGAGAAAGGGGAUCGGUGCUAUAACUAUGAUGGUGGAAACCUCACAGGUUGGACGGUUCCACCACCAGAGGCUUGACUUUAAGCGAUGGGUUCCGGCUUUCUUGUCGUCGCACAAGACCCUCUUCACAGUGCUUUGGAUCGCUGCGUUUAUAUCGGUUUUUAUUUGGCAGAGGAAUAUAGUGGGUGGGUUCUUGAUAUUCGGGAGAGCUGUGGCUAAACCCAUGCCCAGACUACGACCUGUGGCUUUCAAUUUGACGGAUUUUGGGGCGGUGGGCGACGGGGUUACUUUAAAUACUGAGGCGUUUGAGAAGGCUAUUUUGGCUAUUUCCAAAUUGGGCAAGAGAGGUGGUGGGCAGCUCAAUGUGCCUCCUGGUCGUUGGCUUACGGCGCCGUUUAAUCUUACAAGUCAUAUGACUCUUUUUCUUGCCGAAGAUUCUGAAAUACUUGGAAUUCAGGAUGAGAAGUAUUGGCCAUUGAUGCCUCCAUUGCCUUCAUAUGGGUAUGGGAGAGAGCAUCCUGGGCCGCGGUUUGGGAGUUUGAUUCAUGGUCAGAAUCUUAAAGAUGUUGUUAUAACAGGGCAUAAUGGUACGAUAAAUGGGCAGGGUCAAUCGUGGUGGAAGAAGUAUCGCCAAAAGCUUCUCAACAAUACAAGGGGCCCACUUGUCCAAAUCAUGAGGUCAAGUGACAUUGUGAUCACUAAUAUAACAUUGCGUGAUUCUCCAUUUUGGACUCUUCAUCCAUAUGAUUGCAAGAAUGUAACCAUCAGAAACCUUACAAUUUUGGCUCCCAUAUUUGAAGCUCCAAAUACUGAUGGAAUCGAUCCUGAUUCAUGUGAGGAUAUGGUGAUUGAGGAUUGUUACAUAAGUGUUGGGGAUGAUGCAAUAGCCAUAAAGAGUGGCUGGGAUCAGUAUGGAAUUGCUUAUGGACAACCUUCAAUGAACAUCCUCAUUCGAAAUCUUGUUGUUCGCUCUAUGGUCAGCGCUGGCAUAUCAAUAGGCAGUGAGAUGUCUGGUGGAGUUUCAAAUGUCACCAUUGAGAACGUCCUUGUGUGGAAUUCAAGACGUGCUGUUCGGAUCAAGACUGCUCCUGGAAGAGGUGGUUAUGUGCGUCAGAUAACCUACCGAAAUCUGACGUUUGACAAUGUGCGAGUAGGAGUUGUCUUGAAGACAGAUUACAACGAGCACCCUGAUGAGGGCUACGAUCCAAAAGCCCUUCCAGUUAUUGAGAACAUUAGCUUUACAAGCAUCCAUGGACAGGGAGUUCGUGUACCUGUCCGUAUCCAUGGAAGUGAAGAAAUUCCUGUGAAAAAUGUGACAUUCCAGGACAUGUCAGUGGGAUUAACAUACAAGAAAAAACAUAUUUUCCAAUGUGCCUUUGUUCAAGGUCGUGUAAUAGGGACCAUAUUCCCAGCCCCUUGUGAGAAUCUUGAUAGGUAUGAUGAGCAAGGACGUCUGGUUAAACGCUCUGCCUCACAGAACAUGACAGACAUAGAUUAUGAUUUUUGAGAGGAUGAAUGGUUCUCAUUUCAUGGACUGAUCGAUAUGGAAUAUGGAAGUCAACACAACAAAUGUAUCUGUAUGGGUCUUCCUGGUGGGAUGUAGUUGCAGGCAGUUAAUCUUUAUGUUCGUUUUUUGGGUACUGUUCUCACUCCAUUUUAUAUUUUUUCCUUUAUUUUGGGAAUUUUUAUGGAGCUGUAUAUACGAAAUUUUUUAGUUUAUACAUUCAUAAAAACCCACAAAUUUCUUUU